UCACCUGAACAUCAUGGGACCUCCUAAGGUGAAAUAUAAAUAAGGACACCCACAAUUAAAGAAGCACAUUUUAGUUGCUUCACGCACCUGGCAACAUCCCUACCUUACAAUGCAACUUAUCAUCGUGGUAGCCGCUCUGUUCGCGGUAGCUCUUGCUCGUCCCCAUGUUUACAAUGUCGAACUUGACAGCGAAUGGGAAAUGUUCAAGUCUGUCCACAAGAAACAUUAUAUCAAUCAAGAAGAGGAACUUCACAGAAGACAAAUCUGGGAAGACCAUGUCGACCUCAUUGCAAAGCACAACAGGGAAUAUGACAUGGGACUUCACACAUACACCCUGGGAAUCAACGAGUAUGCUGACAUGUCAACUGAGGAGUUUGUGCAGACAAUGAAUGGCUAUGUAAUGUCCAACGGUACCAGCGGUAGCGUGUUUCUGGCUCCAAGUCAAGUACAGGUCCCAGAUGAAGUAGACUGGAGAAAGGAGGGCUACGUCACCGAGGUUAAGAACCAGGGGCAUUGUGGAUCUUGCUGGGCUUUCUCUACCACCGGCUCCCUUGAGGGACAGCAUUUCAAGAAAACUGGCACCUUGACUUCUCUCUCGGAGCAAAAUUUGGUUGAUUGCUCCAGGAAAUAUGGCAACAUGGGAUGCAAGGGAGGUCUGAUGGACAAUGGUUUCAAAUAUAUCAGGGACAACAACGGCAUCGACACCGAGGCAUCCUACCCGUACACAGCAAAGACUGGGCUGUUUUGCCAUUUCAGAACAGCAAGUGUUGGUGCAACAUGCACAGGAUACACCGACAUCAAGAGGGGGAGUGAGUCCGACCUCCAAGCCGCUGUUGCCACAGUUGGGCCGAUCUCUGUCGCAAUUGAUGCCGGCCACAAAUCUUUCCAGCUUUACAAGAGAGGAGUAUACAGCGAACGUGCAUGCAGCAGCAAAAAGCUUGACCAUGGCGUGCUUGUCGUUGGUUAUGGCACAGACAAUGGACAGGAAUAUUGGCUGGUUAAGAACAGUUGGGGACCUUCGUGGGGAAUGGAUGGCUACGUUGAGAUGAGCCGAAAUAAGAACAACCAAUGCGGCAUUGCUACCCAAGCCAGCUAUCCUUUGGUUUAAAACGGAACGUGUUCAGAACUGAUGGUGAAAGACAGUGAAUCAAAUACAACAUUUUGAAAACCUCAAGAUAGAAACAUUGGGGAGAACAUCAAGGCAAUGCAGAAAUGACAACAUGCUUUUGAUACGUAUUGUUGUCGAUGGAACAUAAACACACAUUUAAGAUCAAACCACGAUAACAGGAGGCCAUCAUCUUAUCGGGAAAAAAAUGUCGAACUUCAUUCCAAAUCAUUAUGCGUUUAAAGUAAUUCAAGAUUUUCAUUAUUUAUCUUAUGAGACAAUUGUCAUGAAUAAAACCCAUGUGGUUCUGCCGCAAAAUUUUUGCCAUGAUUUUUCAAGUACAUUUUAAACAGU
This is a messenger RNA of Lingula anatina, 1459 nucleotides long. RefSeq names its product cathepsin L-like. Gene Ontology annotation, molecular function: cysteine-type peptidase activity. Gene Ontology annotation, biological process: proteolysis. The record is from RefSeq and is a predicted model, not a curated record. NCBI's taxonomy places the organism in Eukaryota, Metazoa, Brachiopoda, Lingulata, Lingulida, Lingulidae.